AUGUCUCAACUUUCUCGAUUUUCAGAUGCCGGUCCCUCGUCAUUUCUUGGGAGUGAUAUUCCUGACGAUUUUACAUCAUAUUCUACGACAACGCCCGCUACCUCUCUUGCACAAGAUCAACCAGCAAUCUCCUUCGAGUCCUUUCUAUCUACGACCGACACAGGCCCUCCUAUCCCCGAAUCGUUACAACUGGUAGGGCCUGAUAGGAGAAAGUCCUGGGUUCUUUGGUCUGAAAUGAAUAAGGAUGAUUUUAUCAGUUGGUGGAUGGGGACACAAUUCCCAAAGUGCUAUCCAAACAAAAAAAUCAAUUGGGAGGCCAAAAAACAGUCAUCAUGCUGGAACAACUAUGACCAGGUGGCUAAUCAUCUAACAGGAGACCCUCAAGUCAUGUGUAAACGAUGCGGGAAGACCCUUCCUCAUCCACAGAAGACAUCAAAUGGUACGAAUUCUAUGAAACGACAUUUGAGUGGAGCAAAGUGCGUGAAAGCAGCAUUUGAUACUACUCGGCAACAGAACAUCCAAGAAUCCCUCCAAUUCGCAACAAUAAAAGUAUUCAAUGACGAAGAUUGGACUCAAACUCAAAUCGAACUGAUUGCGAAUUCACACCUCCCAUUCCAAUUUCUCGCACACAAAGGCCUUGUCAAUCUAAUUCAAUAUGCCCGUCUGGCUCCCACUAUGCCGAAUCUACUCUCGCCAACUACCGCUCGGCGUCAGCUUGGACUUCAAGUCAAGAGGAGACAAGCAGAAAUUCUGUCCCAUCUCCCACCUGGUGCAAAGAUCUCAGUAGCUCUUGAUUGUUGGACCUCACCUUUCCAGCAAGCGUUUAUGGCAAUAACUGGAUAUUUUAUCGACAAGAAUUGGCAGUAUCGUGAGAUUCUUCUAGGGUUUGAGCCUCUCUAUGAUCGGCAUACCGGUAUAAAUCUUAGUGCGGUUUUAUUAGAGACACUUCAGCAACAUGACUUAGUUGACCGUGUACUGGCAUUGACAACUGACAAUGCUUCGAAUAACAAAACCCUACUACGGGCAUUCAAUGACGCAAUCGAGUCCCCAGAUAUCCCAGAGGAGCUUCGUCUUGUACGCAUACCCUGUCUGGCUCAUGUUAUCCAACUUAGUCUCAAGGACUUGUUAUGCCUUAUGAAAGUGAAUCCAAAAAAUGAUAAUCCGGACCGAGCCUGGUCAGAUGAAGAAGCAGAGCGACUACGGCAAAUCCGGAGAGAAAAGGGCAUCAGUUAUACACUAGCCAAAAUACGUGGCUUGGCUGUUUUUAUCAAUGCUAGCCCCCAAAGACGCACAGCAUUCCUCGGCCUCCAAGCCAAAGAACCAAAGCUAGUACCAAUACAAGAUGUGAGAACACGAUGGAACUCCACAUUCUUGAUGUUGCGUCGUGCGAAACGUCUUCAAGCGAUUUUUGACAGAUACUGUAUCGAGCAUAAUCAUACACAAUUUCGACUCAAUGCGGAGGAAUGGCGUCAGGUUGACUACUUAAUCUGUAUUACUCAUCCCUUUUACCAGUGGACUACAGCACUUUCGAAGGUCAAGGAUGUAACAGUCCAUAACAUCUUUCGAGUAUACAAUCUACUCUUCGAUCACUUUGAGAGCUCGAUGCGCCAGCUUCGACGGAAGCGAGUACCCUGGAAGCAAGAAAUGCUUACUGCACUCGAUGCUGGUAUGGAAAAGCUGAAAGCUUAUUAUAAUGAUACACAGGAGAUCCAUGGUAAUCUCUAUGCGAUUGGAACGAUCCUUGCUCCACAGUAUAAAUUACAGUUCUUUUCAACAUCAGAAUGGGCAGAUAAUGAUUUUGAGUGGCGCCAGACAUACCAUGAUUUUCUAAAGGAUUAUCUCGAGCAUUACUCUAAAGACCAGUCACAAUCACAGGUCUCUUUGCUAAACACAUCGUCUGCUUCAAGAGUCGACGAAAUUGAAAGGCUAUUUGACUGUGGGUCGCGCCGAAUGACACAGACACCGGCAAAGGCUACUACAAAUGAGCUCCAAGAAUAUCUUGAUAGUGGGACUGUGAAGAAGAAACCAUGUGAUUUCUGGAAAGAGAUGGAGGAUGAGUAUCCUACACUUGCUAGAGUCGCUCGGGAUAUUUUCUCAAUUCCUGCUACAGGUGCAGGAGUUGAACGACUCUUCAACUCCGCUCGAGAUAUCUGCCACUAUCGACGAGGAUCUCUGAACUCUACUACAAUUCAGGAUCUGAUGAUGUUCCGGUGUAUUUCCAAGUUCGAUAUCAAAGUGGAGGAUGAUAGGGAGGAUAUUGAUAUUCCACUAGAAGAUCGACAGCAAAAAGAUGAGGCUCGAGAGGCUGAGCUUCAAGACAUUGUACCUGAUCCUAUUAGUGAUCAUGAAGAAAGUGAUAGUGAGGAAAAUGAUGGCGAGGAAAAUAAUGGCGAGGAAGUGAUUCAGCUGACUGAAGUAGUAGAGGAGGCAACAACAGUUUCUAACCCUACUAUGAUAAAUAAGAAGGGCAACGCGUUACCACAACCCAGUAAGCGUGCACUCGGAAAGAGAAGGAUGAUCUCAGUAGAGGAACACACCGACGAUGAAGCACUUCCAGGAACCGGCGAUCGAGCAUCACGAAGAGUACGGGCACGGUUAGGGAGAAAAGAUGAUGGCUUUGACUAUUACUAA
Messenger RNA from Talaromyces stipitatus ATCC 10500, 2631 nucleotides. RefSeq lists its product as uncharacterized. The transcript has 4 exons. Gene Ontology annotation, molecular function: protein dimerization activity; DNA binding. The coding region runs from base 1 to 2631 and encodes 876 amino acids. Lineage: Eukaryota; Fungi; Ascomycota; Eurotiomycetes; Eurotiales; Trichocomaceae. The record is from RefSeq and is a predicted model, not a curated record.